Pipistrellus kuhlii (Kuhl's pipistrelle) is the source of this 5532-nucleotide messenger RNA. RefSeq names its product FERM, ARH/RhoGEF and pleckstrin domain protein 2 (gene FARP2). Gene Ontology annotation, molecular function: cytoskeletal protein binding; guanyl-nucleotide exchange factor activity. Bases 299 to 3244 code for a protein of 981 amino acids. The transcript is spliced from 28 exons. Lineage: Eukaryota; Metazoa; Chordata; Mammalia; Chiroptera; Vespertilionidae. The record is from RefSeq and is a predicted model, not a curated record. Gene Ontology annotation, cellular component: cytoskeleton.
CGCGGCGCGGCCCGCGGGCAGUCGGGAGCGGGCGGAGCCGGCGGAGGACCGGAGGCCGCUGCUGGAGACUGCACGGGCGGUCUGGCGGCCUGGGGACACCUUUGUUUUUGUGAGCUGCCCUUCAACACCAGAGGCUUUUGAGCUUGGUGACUGUGACUGCCCUUCCUGGUACUUGAGGGACAGCAUUGCCCAGGAUGCAGGUUCUUGUCAGUCCUUAGGCCUCGCAUAUGUGACAUCGAUCCUGAAGCACCUGCUGGAGCAGGUGCACAGCGUAUUCCUCACUCUUACUUGAUGAAGAAUGGGGGAGAUAGAAGGAACAUACCGAACCCUACAGACCCCAGGGGCACGCCUUGGAGCCCAGCCCCUCGCAGGAGUGAGCACCCUGGAGCCCGGGCAGGCUCCUUCGGCAGGGAUGGCGCAGAUGGCAGCUAGAAUGCAAGAGAAGCGCUUUCCUCUCCGAGUAAAGCUGCUGGACAACUCUGUGGAAAUGUUCGACAUUGAGCCUAAAUGUGAUGGCCAAGUUUUACUGACACAAGUGUGGAGGCGUUUGAAUCUGAUAGAAUGUGACUACUUCGGGUUGGAGUUUCAAAACAUCCCAUCCUACUGGAUUUGGCUUGAACCUAUGAAACCCAUCAGUAGGCAAGUACGAAGGCCAAAGAAUGCAAUGCUUCGCCUAGCAGUAAAAUUUUUUCCACCCGAUCCGGGUCAGUUGCAGGAGGAAUACACACGAUACUUGUUUGCCUUGCAACUUAAGAGAGACCUGUUGGAAGAACGGCUGACCUGCACAGACACCACAGCGGCCCUCCUCACGUCCCAUCUUCUACAGUCGGAAAUAGGAGAUUAUGAUGAAACCCUGGAUCGCGAGCACCUCAAAGUCAACAAGUACCUGCCCCAUCAGGAGUGUUCUCUAGAGAAGAUACUAGAAUUUCAUCGGAAGCACAUGGGCCAGACGCCGGCCGAGUCAGAUUUCCAGGUGCUCGAGGUCGCACGGAAGUUGGAAAUGUAUGGCAUCAGGUUUCACAAGGCUUCUGACAGGGAAGGAGCCAAGAUUAACCUGGCUGUGUCCCACAUGGGCGUCCUCGUGUUCCAGUGCACCACCAAAAUCAACACCUUCAACUGGUCCCGGGUCCGGAAACUCAGCUUCAAGAGGAAAAGGUUCCUUAUCAAGCUCCACCCAGAAGUUCAUGGACCUUACCAGGACACACUGGAGUUCUUGUUGGGUAGCAGAGAUGAAUGUAAAAACUUCUGGAAGAUCUGUGUGGAGUAUCAUACCUUCUUUAGACUCUUUGAUCAACCGAAGCCAAAGGCUAAGGCCGUCCUCUUCAGCAGGGGCUCCUCCUUCAGAUACAGUGGAAGAACUCAGAAACAACUAGUAGAUUAUGUCAAAGACGGUGUGAUGACAAGAACUUCAUAUGAAAGAAGACACAGCAGGACGCGGAUGUCGGGCCGCGCUCCGAGUACAGAAUUGCCAAAGCAGAGCAUCUCCUUCACUGAGGGCAUGAGGACUUCUGCAUCCCCAUCAACACAUGCCUCCUUCUAUUCAGUCCCUACCUCCCCAGUUGCCCUUCCUGGCCAGCCCAAUAUCAAGGACAGCAUCAUCUCCCUGAUGGAGCCCCAGGCUCCCCACACCAAGAGGCCGGCUGCAGAGAGGGGCUGCGAAGCCAUGGAAGGACCCGACAUGAGACAGGCCCAGCCCCCAGGGCCCGCUGCGCUCCAGCCUUGUCAAGGCCUUCCCAAGGACAGUCCUCAGCCUUCUCCCUCCACCCGGAAGAGCCCACUGAGCCUGAGCCCUGUGCUUCAGGUGACGCUGGGCCCAGCCGAGCGGGGCUCGUCCCCACUCCUGAGCCCUGUCCUUAGCGACGCCGGCGGAACCAGGAUGGACGAGGAGGAGGAGCCGAAACACAAGGGCCCGGGCGCCGACGAGGCCUACUUCAUAGCGAAGGAGAUUCUCGCCACGGAACGCACGUACCUGAAGGACUUAGAGGUUAUCACUGUGUGGUUCCGCAGCACCGUGGUCAAGGAGGACGCCAUGCCUGCAGACCUGAUGACGCUGCUCUUCUCCAACAUCGACCCCAUCUACGAGUUCCACAGGGGCUUCCUGUGUGAGGUGGAGCAGAGGCUGGCACUCUGGGAAGGACCUUCCGGGGCCCAGGCCGCAGGCAGCCACCAGCGAAUCGGGGACGUCCUGCUCCGGAACAUGCACCAGUUAAAGCAGUUCACCGGCUGCUUCCAACGGCACGACGAGGUGCUGACAGAACUGGAAAAGGCCACCAAACGCUCCAGGAAGCUGGAGACCGUGUACAAAGAGUUCGAGCUCCAGAAAGUCUGCUACUUGCCUCUCAACACGUUCUUGCUGAAGCCCAUCCAGCGACUGGUGCACUACCGCCUGCUGCUGCAGCGGCUGUGCGGGCACUACGCACCUGGGCACCAGGACUACGCCGACUGCCGCGAUGCCCUCCAGGUCAUCACGGAAGUGACCUCCAUACUACAGCACAGCCUCGUCCGCCUGGAGAACCUCCAGAAGCUGACGGAGCUGCAGCGGGACUUGGUUGGCAUAGAGAACCUCAUCGCUCCAGGCAGGGAGUUCAUCCGUGAGGGCUGCCUUCACAAGCUCACCAGGAAGGGCCUGCAGCAGAGAAUGUUCUUUCUGUUCUCAGAUAUGUUGCUGUACACAAGCAGAGGAGUCUCGGGAACCAGCCACUUCCGGAUCCGGGGUCUCCUCCCGCUUCAUGGCAUGCUGCUAAUAGUACUGGACCCACCGGUAGAAGCAAGCAAGAGUGAGUGGUCCGUUCCACACUGUUUUACUAUUUAUGCAGCUCAAAAAACAAUCGUGGUGGCAGCCAGCACUCGGCUGGAAAAGGAGAAGUGGAUGCAUGACCUGAACAACGCCAUUGAAGCGGCCAAGAGCAGUGGCAACACAACUCUGGCUCUGCCAGGCGGCGCAGUGUGCAUUCCUCCCCGCAGACCUUCCGAUGAAGUCUCUGUGGAGCAGGAGUCAGAAGAUGAUGCACACGGUACCCACAGCUCCUCGGAGGGGCAGGGCCAGCACCGGGCCAACACCACGGUGCAUGUGUGCUGGUACCGGAACACCAGUGUCUCCAGAGCCGACCACAGCGCAGCCGUUGAGAACCAGCUUUCAGGCUAUCUGCUAAGAAAGUUCAAAAACAGUAAUGGCUGGCAGAAGCUCUGGGUGGUCUUCACCAAUUUCUGCUUGUUCUUCUACAAAACACAUCAGGGUCCAUGACAACCAGCUCCAUCCAACCUCCUUCCCUCGAAUUCCAGGCUUCUGCCCUGUCCAGACGCCCCCGCCUUCCUCGGGAAGACUCUGCUGUAUCCUGUCCCCCUCCCUGGAUUCCAGGUGCUGCCUUCACUCCGGGGUAGAAAGUGGUCACUCUGAGGGUAGAAAGUGGUCACUCUCGGCUGCAUCAUACUCCCAUCGGCAGGUGACACAGAUACAGGGUCAAUUGCCAUGAAGCAAGAACUACAUCUCAGGAUGCUUCUGGUCACCCUGUAUGUUUGUAGUUCAAAGCCAUUCUGGGGCCCCCAGCAGGGCAAGGGCAGGCACGGGGACUUGAGAGGACCAUGUCAGGGCAGUCAGUCUCAGCUGUUCCCUGUCCUGCUGCAACAAAGCCUGGCCAACAGUUAGACCACUGUCAACUCCAAGGGACCUGGAACCCUGUAUAUUGGGCACUGCAGCCCCAUGCCCCACAGAACCCCCAGCCUAGCCCUCACCUCUCCAAAGACAGGCCGGACCAGCGUGGACAGGCACUGGGACCGCGGCUGCCUCUUGACGGGCUCCACAGACUGCAAAAGCAAGGCCACAGCGAGGUGAACAGGGCAGAGGCAAGUGGGUGCUCAGGGCAGGUGUGCUCCACCCUGGCCCCGUUCCCAGCCUCCUUGAGAUGCAGAAUGUGAGAAGCACAAGGUACCCUCCCAGCACAUGCAGGUCCGGGGCCUGGGGGCCCGCACCUUCUGGGGGCCGUGCAGGGCCGUCCCCUUGUGCAGCUUGCUGUGUGGGCUCGGCCGGAUGGUUGGAGGGAACGUCCAGAUGGGGCCCUGUUCUCCGUCCUCAGCAUCUCCAUCACUGCAGAGGAGAAUGAAGUCAAGAGUGCCCUGAGGGCCAGGAUUCAGGGAGAUCCCAAGCACCCCCCUCCCCACUACUUUCUGAGGCAUCCUCACGGCCCUAAAUGCUGGGUAGGGGCCUUGCUCAGGCUGCAGGGGCCAGGUGGCCACCAAGUUCCUCAGAAACCAGCACCCAAGCUCCUGCCCUGGAGCAGGGACCCCUCGCACGUCACAGCCCAGAGCAGAAGCCCUGCACGACAAGCAGACCUACAUGUCCGAGUCCUCAGAGCUGGACUCCUCGCCGUGCCCCUCAGACUUCCAGCGCUUGUAGCGGUCAAUGAGCUCUGUCAGGAAGGAGGUCUUCCUGGUAUAUCGCGUGAUGAACUUGUGCUUCAGGAGCUCUUUGGCGGUGGGCCGCUGCAGGGGAGUGGGCAGGCAUCACAGGGUGAGGGAUGGCUGGGCUCGUCCUUCAAACUCCUGGUGCCCAGACUCCAGCCAGCCAGGCUGGGAACGGGCCUAGCAUAAGCUCUGACAGGACCCAGUGAGGGGUUCCGGGGGAGAGGGGGGGACCAGGAAGCUGGGACUGGGCUCCACUAUCUGCCCCAGGCCAAAACCCUCCAAGAGCUUCCCCAGACCCUGAACAAGGAGGGGCCUAGGGCCCUGUCACCUCCCAUUUCCCACCACAGACCUUCCCCGAGGACUGGAUUGGUCCCAGCCCACCCCAUGUAGCCAGGGGCCUGAAGGCUUACGAAGCGGGGGUCCUUGUUAAGGCAGGCCUCCACAAACUCCUUGAAAGGCUUGCUGUGGUGGCCCUCCAGCGUGGGCGGGCUGUUCUUGGGGAUCAGGAACAGGACACGCAUGGGGUGGAGGUCAGAGUUCGGAGGCUCACCCUUGGCCAGCUCGAUGGCUGUGAUCCCCAGCGACCAAAUGUCGGCCUGGACAGAGCCACAAAGAACAGUUGCCACCAGAGGCACCCUGAGCCCUGCUGCAGCCACCCUCAUGCCUGCCGUGCCCACCUUGAAGUCAUAGGCUGACUGCUUGAUGACUUCGGGUGCCAUCCAGAAGGGGGUGCCCACAAAUGUGUUCCUCUUGAUCUGUGUGUCCGUGAGCUGCCCCGCCACCCCGAAGUCUGCCAGCUUCACGUCACCUUGCUCUGAGAGCAGCACGUUGGCAGCUGCUCAACACAGGACGGCAGGGCGUCACCUUUUAAGCCAUGCAGACCCCCACCCUAUGUGCAGCUGCAAAAGAAGUGCCUGCUGGCAGCCUCCUGGCCUCCUGGGACACCAGCAGAGCCGUCCCUGGGACCUCAUCUUGUCUCUCCUCCACCCAGCAGGCUAGAGAUGGAGCAGAUCUGUCCACCCUCAGACCCAAGGCCACAGGGCAGUGCCAGCAAGCCAGGGGCCCACCCUGUGCAGCCCCCCAGCCCCAGCUCCGGGACCCCGCUUUAGUUUGCCUUUUAUGACAGAUCCC